This is a messenger RNA of Periconia digitata, 3022 nucleotides long. NCBI's taxonomy places the organism in Eukaryota, Fungi, Ascomycota, Dothideomycetes, Pleosporales, Periconiaceae. The record is from the annotation of a GenBank genome assembly.
CAUGGCUAGCAACGUGCUUCACGCCACAGUUGAUAUCACUGUGACUUUGAACAAUGUCAACAAGCUCCUGAAACCUGGUGGUAAGUUGGCGUUGAUGGAAGGUGUUGGAAGCCCCCCUCCAUCCUUCAUGCCUUACUCGUUACUCUCCGGUUGGUGGCUUUUCGAAGACGAGUAUCGUCAAGAUGGUCCUCUCCUUACCAAGGACGCAUGGAAUAGUGCUCUCAAAGCCACCGGAUUCUCUGGAAUUGACGGAUGUAUCGACGAUUACCCGGGUCGGUCGGAGCAACUUUUUUCGGCCAUGUGGUCCACUCGACUUGACGAAGAAAGCUCACAAAAGAAAAGCCAAUCCAUCAUGGUUUAUCGAUGUUCCAGUGACAGUGAGAGUGAAAGGUUCUCUAACGAUUUGAACAGCCAGCUAGACCGUCCCUCAAUGAUCAGCGACCUUUCGCAUCAUUCCGAGGUCCACCCCGACAUUCCGUGCAUCAUCCUCGAUGGUCCAUCACGCAGUAUUUUCAACGAUCUAUCGUCGGAGCAGUACUCUAGGUUGAAAGACAUUCUUUUAAAAUGCCGGACCCUCCUUUGGGUUUUACCACAUAGUUCCACUCCGGAAGCUUCGAUGAUCAAGGGUCUAUUGCGAACAUUGCGCCUCGAGCUGCCGACCAGCAAUCUUGUUGUACUCGAAUUGGACACACCAUUUGACGGCGAAGUCGCCUCUGCAGUCGUAAAACUUAUCGAUCAUAUCGAGCGACAUCCGAACUCGCACACUGAGCAAGAAUACCUUUUGGUCGACAACAUUCUCCAUGUACCAAGACUUGAACGUGUGGAAGCUACGAAAGAGAUAUUCGCCAUUGAAGCUGGAGUGGCUGUCAAAAACGAAGAAAAGCUGUGGCAGGACAAUUCAUGGCUCGAGAUGACUAUAGAUGUUGCGGGGAGCCCUGACUCUGUCCAUUUCCGACACAACCAUCCUUCUAUUGCGGUUUUGGGUAAUGACGAGGUUCAGAUCGACGUUGACGCCGCGGGUUUGAAUUUCAUUGAUCUGUUGACAAUUCUGGGAACAUUGUCGUGGAGUCCCCCCGGACUCGAGGGAUCUGGUAUUGUCACAGAAAUCGGAUCCAAAGUAGAAGGUUUCCAAGUUGGUGACCGCGUAUUUUACGUUCUCGAAAAAGGAGGCAUGGCAACAACUCUCAGGCUGCCCAGUGCCUAUGUUCACAGAAUUCCAAAGGAACUCAGCGCUAUCGAAGCAGCUUCUCUCCCUGUUGCGUACAGCACCGCACUCAUGAGUCUCGUGGAUGUUGCACGUCUUCGCAAGGGAGAGAGUGUCUUGAUCCAUUCCGCGUCAGGAGGGACUGGUCAAGCCUGUGUUCAGGUCGCUCAGCACUUGGGUGCGGAAAUCUAUGCGACUGCCGGAACACCCGAAAAGAGAGAGUUUCUUACUGCAAUGUGUGGUAUUCCAGCGCACCGAAUAUUCUCCUCGCGCUCUGCCGAUUUUAAAGAUGGCGUCCUGAAGGCAACCGGCAACCGCGGAGUGGACGUGAUUGUAAACUCGCUAAGUGGCGAUCUCCUGCAGCAAACCUGGUCAUUGAUCGCUGAAAACGGAAGGUUUCUUGAAAUAGGAAAGAAGGAUUUCCACGAGAACACGUACUUGCCGAUGCGAAACUUUGCGCCAAACGUCACGUUCAGUGGUAUUGAUUUGAGAAGAACGAUUGCCAAAAAUCCUUCUUUGAUCCAAAAAUACCUCUCUACCAUCACCGGGCUCAUCGAGGGAGGUAACAUCACGCCCAUCUUUCCCAUAUCAGCCGUAUCAGCUCUCGAAGUCAAGACAGGCUUGAGGAAGCUCCAAGCGGGUCAGAAUAUUGGCAAGAUCGUUGUUACAUUUGGAAAGAAUGAGAAUGCUGUCGUACAACGCCCUUCGCCGUUACAGACUGCUUUAAUCACACCAACACUACUGCGCCCGGAUGCGACAUACGUGAUCGCGGGAGGAACUGGAGGAAUUGGUCGCGCCCUGGUGCCUUGGAUGAUCGCGAAGGGUGCCAAGAAUGUGAUCAUGCUGGGUCGCAGUGCGAUGACCAACAGCAGAGUUAAGGCAAUUGUCAAGCAAUACGAAGGCACCGACAUCUGCGUCAAGGCGCUCCCUUGCGAUGUCGGAACACGUUCUGAUAUACUCCGCGCCCGUGAAGCUCUUCAAAGCCUUCCAAAAGUGUGCGGUAUAAUCCAUGGAGCCAUAUGCUUACGUGAUUCCAUCUUCGCAAACCUCGAUUACAAAGAUUGGCAGCUCACGUACAAGUCGAGAGUCGAAGCUGCUUGGAACCUUCACGAGCUGUUCCCAAACCUCGAUUUCUUCGUACUAUUCGGUGGAAUGACUGGUGUGGUGGGCAACAUUGGCCAGUCUGUAUAUACUGGUACUUCGACAUCACUUGAAGCCUUUACAGAUUACAGACUGAAACAGGGGCUACACGCUGCCAUCAUUCAACUACCCCCUGUCACAGGCAUCGGCCUUGUAGCGGAGCGAAAUAUGAUCAGCCAACUGAAGCGCACAAUAGGGUGCACUCUCAGGGGAAAUGAAGUUCUCACAGAGGUCGAAGGUGCCAUCAUCGGAGAAAAUUCUGGCAUUGGCGUCGAUGGCAAAGUUCUAGGAUGGUCAGUAGUCUCCACAUCCGAAGCAGAAGUCCUGCCUUGGGAGCACUUCCAGCCAUUGGGCGUAUUGAUGCGCGAACGAAUGGAGCGUGCCGGCACAGGUAUUUCCGGAGGUAAUGCCAAUCAAGGUCAAUCCGAGCUGAAGACCGGGUCCUCGGAAGCCGUCCUGGAUACUCUGAGCGAAAAGAUCUCCGUAAUGACGACUAUCGAUAGAGAGGAAAUCACACCAACUAGAGAUUUGAGCGAUUACGGCCUGGACAGUCUUAUUUCGCUUGAACUACGGAAUUGGAUCCGGAGGACCUUCAAUUUCGACAUGCACGUGGACGAGAUAACCAAGUCCAAGAAUUUACAGGCCAUUUCCGAUGCUAUUUUUGCCAAAUCUAAGUAG